Messenger RNA from Mercenaria mercenaria, 1354 nucleotides. RefSeq lists its product as uncharacterized. NCBI's taxonomy places the organism in Eukaryota, Metazoa, Mollusca, Bivalvia, Venerida, Veneridae. Bases 496 to 1287 code for a protein of 263 amino acids. Gene Ontology annotation, molecular function: retinol transmembrane transporter activity; signaling receptor activity. The record is from RefSeq and is a predicted model, not a curated record. The transcript is spliced from 2 exons.
UACAACCGAAUUAGAGGCCAAAGAUGUGUAUUGGCACCCACAUCCCGGAAAGAAGAUGCGCACAUGCAAACAAGUACGCAUCAUCUCCCCGGGAUGCCAUGGGGCACCUCAACAUCCAGGACCCUCCUCUCCGGCUUACGGGCCGCCAUCCACGGCAAACAGGUGGCUCCAUUUUCGGGGGAGUCGUACCCCUCUGCAUGGAGAUACAGCUAGCAUUUUCUAUCCCCCCGCCGGCAAGGGGCGACAAGAGAUGGAACAAUCGUUUACAGACUGUCCUAAAUAUCUACACAGGUACAUAUAAGAAGAACAUAAUGUCAGUGUUACUGAUACAGCUAUUAUAAAGCUGUUUGUAGUUUCAUUUACAUUCAAUUAUUUUCUUUUUUCUAUUGUUAAAAGAAACUUCUUUAAAAUGUAUGUUUUGUUAAAUGUAAGAACUGUUCGUAAGACAGCACGCUCGAACUUUCUCAGAGUAAUGAUUCAUGGACACCAUUUUCUAUGAAUUAUAACAAUUAUUUUCACCUACCAAUUUAUUUAUCUUCAUGCUAUUUUCAAGGUUUUUCUAAUUACUGCGGAUUUAUGCAUGUGGAAUGUGCACACACCCAUCCUGUUAUGAUCACGUUCCUCAGGCUUCUGAUGAUUGACGCUGAAAAAUCUAAAUCAGAAGGUUUGGAAAUGCACCAGAUUGUGAUUGACAUAAACGAUACUGAAAAUCAACAGAAACCCAGCAUAUCUAAAUCUAGAGCCCGAGCGAGAUGGCUUUUGUUAUACACCUUACAUAAUAAUCCGACGAUACGAGUAUACAGAAAAAGAUACCUAGAUUACGUGAAAAGCAUGCAAGAGCGACUGACGAGAAAUUAUAAACUUAACACAACCGCAAUGGGAAAUUUAGUGAAAAAUGUGAAUAAUGUAUUCAUAAACAACGACAAAGAUGAUAUUGCUGAUACUGAUGAGACAACAAAUGCACAUGAUAACUGGAAUGCUUUGUUUGCGAUGCAUAAGUUUCUGCAACAAAUUCAAAAAGACGUUGCCAAAAAGAAAAUACCUGCAAAGGUAUGUGACGAAGAAAGUGUCCAAAUGAACAACAGAAACACGAAACAUGACGACAAGGUGAAUGAUGUCAAAGAUGACAACUUAAGUUCAGAUACUUCAGAUGUUGCGUCAGGUACUAGCAAACAAUUCAGUACUGACAAGAAUGUUCAUACUAAGUCAACUAAGAACUUAUGGAAAAGAGGGGCCUUUUUGUCGUUGGCAAACAAAGAUACAGUGCAUCCAACAUCGGAACUAUAACUGAAAUGUAGUCCAAUCUAAAUUUGAAUACAAUACCUAAGAGGGACAAAUAUGGUCUUCGUUUGCA